Hibiscus syriacus is the source of this 2217-nucleotide messenger RNA. RefSeq lists its product as uncharacterized. The coding region runs from base 20 to 2182 and encodes 720 amino acids. NCBI's taxonomy places the organism in Eukaryota, Viridiplantae, Streptophyta, Magnoliopsida, Malvales, Malvaceae. The record is from RefSeq and is a predicted model, not a curated record. The transcript has 4 exons.
CUUCUUUCUUUAAUCGGAGAUGGGAAGGGAUUGGUAUCGGGGAAGCGGAGCUGCUAAAACAUCCACCGCCACCACCAGCUCCAAGAGUGCAGCAGCAGCUGAUACCACUCCCACUGGUUGCAUAAGUUCUGUCUUUCACUUCUUCCAUUUUCAUCAUUUCCAGUUUCCUUUAAACCAAACUAAUACUUCAACUCCGAGUAGUAGCAGCAGCGGCUGCGGUUGUUUCAAGCCCAAUCAAUCUUUUCUCUCUCCCCAUAGUACCUUCGUCCCCACCACCCUCAAAGGUACAGAGGCCCUAAGGAAUAGUUUGGAAUCAGAGGGGGAAAGUUCAACUUCAGCUUCAGUCUCGGCUUCUUUGACAUCAACCAGUAAAGAAGAAGAAAAUUUAAAUAACCCUAUGGGAAUUCAAAUUAAAACAAGUGGAGACAUAAGGUCAAAAGACACAUAUUCAGAGAUGAGUAGCUCUCCAGGGACCAGGACACCCACUUUGGUUGCUAGGCUUAUGGGUCUUGACAUUCUCCCGGAAACCCAUUCACCAUCUUUUUCAUCACAUUUGAAGCCAAUAAGUAGACAUCGAAGGUCAUUGGAUGGUGAUAUUCGGGGCACUCGUUCGUUGCCGGAAACUCCGAGGAUUUCAUCUUCUUCGAGGAGGUCGGACGUUGAUCUUCACCAUCGGCUUUCGCUUCAGAUCAACAAGGAGAACAUGACUGCAACCGAGGAGUCGAUGAUCUCUCGUCUCAGAGCACUGAAGAGGAAAGAGCAUAAGCACGAAGACGAGAACAAGAGCCCGGGUCAGUACGCCAGGCAGAUAGCGAAGCAGGUUAAAGAAAGUGGGAGCAGGAAAGUCGGAAUGGACAUUACCAACACGGUUCGGAACAGAGAGCAAGCUAGAGAAGAGCUUGUUAGCCAAUUCAAGUACAAGAAGAUUUCCAGGGCUUUGAACAAACUAGCUGAAGAUUCAAGCACCGGGAAGCACUCGACUACACCUUCGUGUUCGCCCAGGCUACUAUUUUUGGAAACCAAAACCAAAGAUCACAAUAUUCAACCACCAAAACCAUCAGUAGCAGCACCAGCAACAGCUCCAGAGAUCACUAUUCAGCCUCAGCCCAAGUUGCAGCCGGUUGAAGAGGAACAAGAUGAGCAGGAAAACCACCACCAGCAACCACCAAGAGCCACAAGCAAAUGCAAGAAGGUGAAAAAGACACGAAAAACGUCGGACACCAUCCGAAACAAGCAAGAGGAGCCGUUCGUUCGUCCUUCAACAGCCAACAGAAUUCACAUUCCCGAAAAGAAAUGUAAGAAAACUCCAUUGUCAAAUGAUCUCCUCAACAUCUUUCCAGUCAAAAAAGAUCCUUCUCCUCCGGCCACCAAAAUCCCUCAAAAACAGGUCUUGGAUGCUGGAAGACCGAAACGUAGCUCACAGUUAUCUAGUUGUUCGAGCCAAACGUACAACAAACAAGAAGCGACGUACGUACACGUUCCCCGACACGACAACAUUGGCCACAGAUGUAACGACGAUACUACUACUGCUACUGCUACAAGCGCCACCACAAUCGGUGAAGAAGCAGCAGAAUAUCAUGAGUACAUCGCUAGAAUAUUAAGACGAACAGGGCUAGAAGAAGAUACCCCAUUGUACUUAGCUUCUUGGUUCUCUCCUUCCCAUCCUCUUAAUCCUUCCAUUUUUUACUACCUCGAACAUUUCACCGUCUGCAAUAAAAAAACCAGUGCCAGUCAACUGAGCCUUCGAUGCAACAGAAAAUUAUUGUUCAAUAUCAUCGAUGAAAUCUUGAUUGAAUUUUUGAAGCCGUUUUUCAAUACAAAGCCUUGGGUUAUGAGCGGACUCGGUCGACGUGAAUAUUUUAGUAACAUGGAUGGGUCUCAACUUAUAGACUCAUUGUGUUCGAAAAUCAUGGAGUUUCCUCGAGCUGAUUGCGGUGUUCUUGAAGACAUCGACGCCUUGAUCGACAAAGAUUUACCGGAAACGAAGCUCCAAAGUGCGGUGGCGUACGAGGAUGAAGCAGAAGGGGUCGUGUCGGAGAUCGAAAAAGGCAUAUUAGUGGCGCUGGUACAUGAAACGGCGACGGAUUUGAGACUUUGGUGUACUCGUUUCAACUUUCUAAGGUUGUCAAAUCGAAACGUGGGAAGGGCUCACCUUUUAGGAUCACAUGCGUCAUUCACGUGAUGAGAUGCUACUCGCUGGGGUCUUUGUGGACCAUA